Messenger RNA from Meloidogyne enterolobii, 527 nucleotides. Lineage: Eukaryota; Metazoa; Nematoda; Chromadorea; Rhabditida; Meloidogynidae. The record is from the annotation of a GenBank genome assembly.
AUGUCACGGGGAAAUUUUGUGGAACUAUGCGAGGAAGAAAUAACUGACCAUUUUGUACAUCAAGGAAAAAAUUUGGUGUGGGAGGGAAACUACACAAUCCCUUCACUGAAACAUGUCGUCUUCAACGUUGUCAAACUUUACCCUUUAGUGAAACAACGAAAUAAUAAUUUUCUUAUAGGAUUAGUUUACUAAACAAGCAAAUAUACUUAAAAAAUCUCAAGAAUAAUUGAAGAAUGUAGCAAUAUUUUUUUAUUUUUUAAUUUAAAAAUAGUCAGCCGACAUUUGCGGACAGACUUUGGGAUCUGCAAUAGGGGUGGGUUGGGAUACACGAAACCCAAGACUUUUUUCGACUCGAUCUGAAGAAAUAUUUUGAAAACCCGACCUGAAAAUCCUUCUGACAUUUUUCCCUACCCGUGACGCAAGCCUGGACCGCAAGGUAUGCGUCGCCUAAAAACAAAUAAAAAUAGGGUCCGCAAAUGUCUGUAGUUUUUAAAAUAUGUAUUAGUAUUGUAUUUAGCUUAUAGUUA